AUGGAGGAAUUAACCAGCGUUUUAACUGCAGUUCUUCGAGGAAUUCAGCAGCAACCCCAACAAGCCGCAGCGGCGCCGGUGGUGCCAGCACCCUCUGCGCCAAUUAACAUUCCAGCUUUCGAUCCCUCAAAAAGCGAUGCGGGAGCGAUGGGUUGGUGCGACGAUAUGGAGACCACGUUCAAGUGGACUGAUUUUGAACAGCUUUGCAGAGCCGCGGGUGCCCUGGAAGGUGACGCAAAGGAUUGGUAUGGCAACUGGCACCCAUCAAAUAAAGUUUGGGCUAGUUUCCGGGCCGAGCUUUGUCAGCUUUAUCCUGCGAAGAGGAAUCUUAGUGAGCGGUUACGUAAAGCUAAAUAUCGUCGGAACAAACCGUAUUUACAAGAACAGCAAAAUGCAGUGGAAUAUGACAAUGUAUCGGAAGUUUCUGGGAAUAGCUCCAAAUCACAUGCUCCUAUUUCUGGAGAGUGCUCGGAGUCACGAGUUGCUGUUUCUGGAGAGUGCUCCGAAUUACAUGCUACUGUUGAUUCCACGUCUACUGAGGCUGUUGGUACAUUGACAGACUUACCGUCUUUAGAAAGAAAAUCAAUGGAAACUUUUGACAAAAAGAUUAAAAUUAUUUACGCUGAGAAGAAAAAGUUUCUUGCUCCAUUUUCCGCCACUCUUUUGACUUACAAGGAUGUAUUUAAAACGAUGGCAGUAAAAGAAACAAUUCGUUCAGUUGCAACACAACUUCGCGGAGAAAUUCUUAACUCAAACAAAAGAGAAUUGCCUGAAAAUUGUACGGCUGAAGAUUUGAUGAUUGGAGAAUGCGAUAACGUGCUAGAGCUUUUUACUUGCUAUUUGGAAUCAUUGAUUUGGGGCGAUGUUUCUCACAUAUCCAAAAAAAGCUGGUGA
Acanthoscelides obtectus is the source of this 894-nucleotide messenger RNA. Lineage: Eukaryota; Metazoa; Arthropoda; Insecta; Coleoptera; Chrysomelidae. The record is from the annotation of a GenBank genome assembly.